This is a messenger RNA of Prosopis cineraria, 2130 nucleotides long. RefSeq lists its product as uncharacterized. NCBI's taxonomy places the organism in Eukaryota, Viridiplantae, Streptophyta, Magnoliopsida, Fabales, Fabaceae. The transcript is spliced from 8 exons. Gene Ontology annotation, cellular component: membrane. Gene Ontology annotation, molecular function: metal ion transmembrane transporter activity. Gene Ontology annotation, biological process: metal ion transport; transmembrane transport. The record is from RefSeq and is a predicted model, not a curated record. Bases 382 to 2079 code for a protein of 565 amino acids.
AAAUUCCCCAAAUUCUUAAUCGGUUCGGUGCCUUGACUUCUCUGAUUCCAGUACCAAUGAGGAAUAUCGCCGAAUCUCACCACGUGCCCUCCUCCUCCUCAUCCGAUUCUGCGGUUCUUCUCAUCUUCUUCCCUGCCUCCAAUUUAACUUAUUCUUCACAACCGAGAUACAGUGCCCUAAAUUCAACCAACAUGCCAAAGAUCUCGCGUCGCCCAAUGUCUCAUUCUUCUGCUAAGUUCUUCUCAGUAUACUUAUAGUUCAAGUCCCAGCUCUGUCUCUGUUUAUUUCGCCGGAAAAUCUUAGAGAACAAUAAAACAGUAGGAAGACGGAAUGGACAUGGAAGUAAACAUGGAAGCUUAGCGUUUUGUGGCUCUCCCGUCCAUGACGGUUGAGGCUCUAAUUCCUCUACUUGAGUGCGAUGUGGAAGCAGCGAAUGAAAUUUUUUCAGCCUUUCCAGGCGAUGAAAUGAAUAAACAAGACAAUCCAAAAAUCCAGGCUUCCAGGGAUAAGAUUCCGGGAGGGGAACUUUGGAAUGAUGGACUCAUCUGUGCUUUUGAAUUUGUCUCUGCACCUCGGAGGGCUAGACUGACAGAAGAAGUUAAAGAGGUGGCAAAAAGGAAAGUCUCACUAGGAGAUCAAACUAAUUGCUUCUUAAGAACAAAAGAUAGUGGAAACUGCUCGAAUGAGUCUUCAUUACCAGUUGAAUCUGGAGUUAAUGAGAAUCAACCAGAGCACCUCCAUGGCAACAGAGAAAGGCUUCCAAGGAGCUAUUGGAGACCAAUUGGUUGGACAAGAAUUUCUGAGCUUAUACAGACCGUGCAGGUUGAAACUGAGUGGGCCUCAUCACAGUCACGUGGUUUCUCAGAUGAAGAAACUGAUAUUACUGUUGCGGAUGUAGCAACUCCUUGCUGGGAACGGCCGGUAGGUCCGACUUGGUGGUGUCAUGUGGAUGCAGGUCAUCCUUUUAUCAGUGCAUGGUUAAGCAGUGCUCAGUGGCUACAUCCUGCUAUUAGCAUUGCUUUGCGAGAAGAAAAUAAACUAAUCAGUGAGCGAAUGAGAUACCUUCUUUAUGAGGUUCCCGUUCGAGUUGCUGGUGGAUUACUAUUUGAACUUCUGGGGCAGGCUGCAGGUGAUCCUUUUGUUGAGGAAGAUGACAUCCCCGUUGUUUUACGAGCAUGGCAGGCACAAAACUUUUUGGUGACAGCAUUGCAUGUCAAAGGCGUUACAUUAAAUGUCAAUGUAUUGGGCAUUAUAGAAGUUGAGGAACUGCUUGCUGCUGGAGGGACAAAUAUACCACAUUGCAUUCACGAGGUUGUAGCACACCUAGCAAGUCAUUUGGCUCGAUGGGAUGAUAGGUUGUUCCGUAAACACGUAUUUGGGGCUGCGGAUGAAAUUGAGUUGAUGUUUAUGAACAGGAGGAACCAUGAGGAUUUACAUCUUUUCAGCAUUAUCUUGAACCAAGAAAUCAGAAGAUUAUCAGCCCAGGCUAUAAGAGUGAAGUGGUCGCUCCAUGCACGAGAGGAAAUUGUUUUUGAACUUUGUCAACAAUUGAGAGGAAGCGAAGCAAGAUCCUUGCUAGAAGGCGUACGGAAGAGUACUAGAGAAAUGUUAGAAGAGCAGGAAGCAGUUCGUACUCGCUUAUUUACAAUUCAAGAUGUCAUGCAAAGCACAGUCCGUUCAUGGUUACAGGAUAGAAGCCUCACGGUGACUCACAAUUUAGGAGUGUUUGGUGGUGGGGGUCUUGUUCUCUCCAUCAUCACAGGCCUGUUUGGUAUAAAUGUAGAUGGAAUACCUGGAGCUGCUGAUGCUCCCUAUGCAUUUGCUCUAUUCUCUGGCCUCCUCGUUUUAUUGGGAAUUCUACUCAUUGGAAUUGGAUUGCUUUAUCUUGGGCUGAAGAAACCCAUUGUGGAAGAAAAUGUUGCAGUCAGAAAACUGGAGCUUCAAGAGCUGGUCAAGAUGUUUCAACAUGAAGCAGAAUCUCAUGCCCAGGUGCGAAAAACUGUACCCCACAAAGAUUUUCCUCAAACAGCAGCACGUAGGAAGUCACCUAAUGGUGCGCAUCAUCUUUCCCUUGUCUAAAAGCUAUUCUUCUUUUUUUCUUCCUUUUUUUUUUUUUGGGUUUGGGGGGGG